This is a messenger RNA of Ahaetulla prasina, 2157 nucleotides long. It is a transcript of the gene COL9A2, whose product is annotated as collagen type IX alpha 2 chain. Lineage: Eukaryota; Metazoa; Chordata; Lepidosauria; Squamata; Colubridae. Bases 1 to 2022 code for a protein of 673 amino acids. The record is from RefSeq and is a predicted model, not a curated record. The transcript has 31 exons.
AUGGCUAGAUUGCUGGAUCUCUGCUUCCUUCUCCAAAGCUUUGUCUUCUCCUUAAGCCAGUUGCAAGGUCCGCCAGGAGAACCUGGGCCACGGGGCCCCCCAGGUCCACCCGGUGUGCCAGGAGCAGACGGCAUUGAUGGGGCCAAAGGAGCUCCAGGCCUACCAGGACCAGAUGGAGCUCCAGGAAAACCCGGAAUAGAUGGCCUUACGGGAGCUAAAGGAGAGCCAGGCCGUGUUGGAAGACUAGGUCCCAAAGGCCAGCCUGGACUUCCUGGACCACCAGGGCUCCCAGGACCUGGAUUUCCAGGACCUCCUGGCCCCCCAGGUCAAGUUGGACUUCCUGGAGAAAUGGGACCUUUAGGACUUAAGGGGGAACGUGGACCAGAUGGACCACAAGGGCCUCCAGGACCUCCCGGAAAGCCAGGCCCAAUUGGUCGUAUCCAAGGAGCCGAAGGCAGUGCUGAUUUUGUGUGUCCAAGCAACUGCCCACCUGGACUCAAGGGACCUCCGGGUUUACAGGGGUUGAAGGGACACAGAGGGCGAUCAGGAGCCUCUGGAGAGCCUGGAAGACAAGGCCGGCUGGGUCCAAGGGGUGAUGUGGGGCUGCCUGGAGAACAAGGCAUUCAGGGUCCUCCUGGCCCAGAGGGUCCCAGGGGGCAUCCAGGAAUGGCAGGACCAAAAGGGGAGAUGGGUCCUCAAGGUUACAAAGGCAUGACUGGGAGUAUUGGAGCUGUUGGUCCCCUGGGUGAAGAUGGUCCCAAGGGGCCCCCAGGACAAGUUGGAGAGAAGGGAGAAAUUGGUCCUCGUGGUUUCAGGGGUGCUGAAGGUGAAAUGGGCCCCAAAGGAACACGGGGUCUUCCUGGGAUUGAUGGCAAAGAUGGAUUUCCUGGAGUUCCUGGGGUGAAGGGAAGUGUGGGUCAACCAGGCCUUCCAGGGCCUUUGGGACACAGAGGAGUGGCUGGUUUGCCAGGCACUCCUGGGAGCAAAGGUGGUCCUGGAGACAAGGGUGAACCAGGAACACGUGGCCCGUCAGGCUUACCUGGGCCAUCUGGAAAAAUUGGAGAGCCGGGUCCACCAGGAGCAGUGGGUCCUCAAGGCAUCGCUGGGGUGAAAGGAGAUCGGGGUGAGAGGGGGCCUACGGGACCUUCAGGUCCACAGGGAAAAGUGGGUCCUAAAGGAGACCAGGGGCCCCCUGGAAUUCCAGGGCCACAGGGGCUCCCAGGAGUUAAAGGCAGCAAGGGCUUCCCGGGAAAAAGUGGCUCCAAAGGCGGCAUUGGGAAUCCUGGUGUUGAAGGCCUUUCUGGAGGAAAGGGGCAGAAGGGGGAAUUGGGGGAACCUGGAUCAAAGGGGGAGCCAGGCAUUUGUGGGGAGCCUGGUUUUCCUGGACCUCCUGGAGACAUCGGAGCACCUGGAAUCAGAGGUUUCCCGGGACCUCCUGGCCCUCGAGGACCUAAUGGGGAACGUGGUAUACCUGGAAUGCCUGGGUUGCGAGGUACCCCAGGCAGGGACACCGGAGAUCAGCAUAUUGUUGAUGUCGUGAUCAAGAUGCUACAAGAACAACUGGCCGAGUUAGCUGUGAGUGCGAAAAGAGAAACUUUGGGUGGAAGUGGCAUGAUGGGACCACCUGGCCCUCCAGGGCCUCCUGGACCACCUGGCUCCCAAGGCCCCCAUGGACAUCCUGGUUCCCGUGGCCUUCCAGGAAUCUUAGGAGCUGUUGGACAGAUAGGCAACACUGGACCCAAAGGAAAGAGGGGUGAGAAAGGAGACCAUGGAGAACCUGGCCAUGGACAUCAAGGGAUGCCAGGGCCUCCAGGCAUACCAGGUCCCCCUGGUCAACCUGGUCAAGCUCUCAAUGGCAAACAUGGAGAGCGAGGUGUUCCAGGUGCUCCAGGAGAAGCAGGACGUCCUGGUUUACCUGGGCCUUCUGGCCUUCCUGGGUUUUGCGAGGCAGUUGUCUGCCUUGGGGCUUCUGCUUCAGCUCAGCUAACUGAAGUAGGUUCUGUCAAAGGACCUUCAUACUGAAUGCUGUCAAGUGAAAGGGCUCCAUGGUUGACAUUGCUGAUUCAUCAGAAGCUUCACUACUUCAUUAAGCAAUGAACACACCAGGCUUGGGCCCAAAGAAAUGUGAAAGCCACCAAUCCAAAACCUCUUGAUUGA